AUGACUUUUCAUCGUGCCGAGAAACAACGAUUCAAAAAAUUUUCAAUCUUUAAUAAAAAAUCUAUCGUUCCUGCCGACAUUACCAUGCCACCAAAAAUCACUUAUCUUUCGUUAUUACAAAGUGUUCAGUGUUGUCAAACUAAAAAACCGAUCAUCGUCAAAAAUUCUCCAAAAGUGAAAGAAUCACCUUGUCAACAUAAAUCAAAACGAACCUCUCCUUCAAAAAUCUUUCAAAAAGCUUUGAAAAAAGUUACCAAAACUUUUAAAAAAUCAAAAUUAGAAUCCGAUUCUAAUACCUCCUCCUCCUCUAAUACAUCUAAUACCUGUACUCGUCGAGUAAAGAAACGCAUCACAACAGAAUUAAAGCCGAAACACAGAAGAUUCGGAAUUUAUGUUUCACCAGAAUGCGGCAACCAAUUUGUACCUGCCAGAUUUGAACUCUCUAAAAAUAGACAAAGAAUAUGCAUUGACUCUAAUGAGAAUCCUUAUUUACCGACUCCUAAAGCUCUACCUGGAUCCAUUCAUAAAUUUCCCACUUCGGAAUUAAAAUUAUUAAAGUUCAAAAUUAAUUAUUAUUGGGAAUCACUAUCAGCGUCACACAAUAUGACAAUCCCAUAUGGAAUAACAUUCAAGAGUUUCUUAAGAUAUUGCCAACAAGAAGUUGAAUUUAUGGUUCCAAAUGAUUGUAUCGUAUUGGCACAUACAGAGAAAUUUGAAGACGAUGAUAUUACCUUUUUACUCACCGGAAAAGGACUUAAUAAAGGAAAGAUCAAUUAUAAAAAGAAAGCGAUGGAAUUAAAGAAAUUAUUUGAAAAAGAUGCCUUGAAAAUUAUAGAUUGUGAAGAUAUUUGGAAAAUAAUAAUGGAAGGAUGGAAUAAUCAUCAAGAUGAUGAUGUUAUAGAUGUUACUCUAUUUUCGGCAGAAAUGUUGUAA
Messenger RNA from Dentiscutata heterogama, 933 nucleotides. The record is from the annotation of a GenBank genome assembly. NCBI's taxonomy places the organism in Eukaryota, Fungi, Glomeromycota, Glomeromycetes, Diversisporales, Gigasporaceae.